This is a messenger RNA of Pocillopora verrucosa, 1733 nucleotides long. Its product is annotated as tektin-2-like. The record is from RefSeq and is a predicted model, not a curated record. Lineage: Eukaryota; Metazoa; Cnidaria; Anthozoa; Scleractinia; Pocilloporidae. Gene Ontology annotation, cellular component: microtubule cytoskeleton; nucleus. Gene Ontology annotation, biological process: cilium movement involved in cell motility; cilium assembly.
CAUUUCUCCUCUUCUCCGCGGAAACAAUUUGCAGAAAUUUUUGUGUAAAAACCGGAUAAAUGGCUUUGACGGACCCUAAAAUUCCUCCACGCUUUGCAGUGUCGGAUUGGCACACAUCAAACACAAUAAUACGAACAAAUGCUGAGCGCCAGCGAGAUGCUUCGCAUCGCGUUCGUCAAGAGAGUCGAUUUCUGCGAAACGAGACCGACAAUCAUACUCGAUGGACUCAACAUGACAGCAACACAAAACUUGAAAAGAGAAUACACGACAUCAAUAACUGGAAGAAGAGUUUAGAGAGAUGCCUGGCCGAAACAGACGCCGAGAUUGCUUUAUUACAACAAGAAAAAGAACGAACAGAACGGGCACUGGAAGCAAAGAAAGUUCCCCUCGACAUCACCCUAGAAUGUUUGAUGUUGAGAGAAAACAGACAAAACAUUGAUCUUGUACGAGACGAAGUUGAAGCACAGCUUCAUAAGGAGGUAGAAGUGAUUGAGGGAGCAAAAGCUCUUCUUCAACAGAAAGUCAGUGAAGCUUUUGAACAACUCUGUCUCCUCCAAGAAGCUCGUCAUCAACUACAUCUUGACAUCACAGACAAGUACACCACCCUGGAGCUGGAUGGUGAAUGUUGGAGGCUAAACAACAACUCUGCCAACAUUGGCUUUCAAGUGAAUCCCACACGCACUGUCAAGGGAAGUGUUACACCUGAGACUUGGGACUCCUUCUCAAACUACAACAAACUGCGAGCAGAGGCUGAGAUGAAGGCAUCAAAGCACCUCAGAGAAGCAAUUUUUGCCACCUUGCAGCAGACAGCUAAUGAUCUUGAGGCUCAGAGACAGGCCACUGAAUAUGCAUUUCGCAAGAGGAUUCAUGAAACUAAUCAGGCCAAGUCAGAGUUGGAGUGGCAACAGAAAAAUACCCAACAAGAAAUUUCCACAUUGGAAAAUGACAUCAAAGGAAUCAAGGAGGCAAUUGAUGCCAAGAAUGCACCAAUGAUGGUUGCACAAACACGCCUAGAGAACAGAACCUACAGGCCAAAUGUUGAGCUGUGUCGUGAUCAACCUCAGUACCAGUUAUGCCAUGAAGUUGCCGAAAUUGGUGGAUCAAUCAGAUCACUGAACGAGAAACUCCGAGAAGCAGAGAAUGCACUUCAGGCCCUGCGCAGUAACUUGGAAAGGAUCAAUGAGGAUCUAGCUGUCAAGAACAACUCACUUGCUUUAGAGAGCAGAAGCAUGGAAGUGCGACAAAAGAUGAAGGAAGUUCCCCACAGCAUGAUGAACACAGGAACAACGUUUCGUACCAUUAAAAAUUCAUCUCACACUCCUGUUGUGGAGAAUGCUCCCUUUGAUACUGCUAUGCAAAGUGCUGGUUCCCCUGUGCCUGUGACAUCACCUCGCAUGGCUAAUACCUACACACCACCAGCAAGUGGAAGGAGGCUGGAAACACAACUAGUUGACUGAACUAUAUGUGAAGAGUAAUUUCUCAGAUUAAGCUGUUCAGUGAAACAAAUAUGGUAUGAUUUUGUGAAAGUACUUGGUAAAAAGUUAACUCACAGAUGAAAUUUUAAUAAAAGAAUGGAAUAAACUUUUUGCUUAUCAAACAAUGAAAUGUCAAUGGAAGCUACACUUUGUAAAAUUUUUAUUUUUUUUUUCAAAACAACCUUUUUUCAUCAAAGUGUCCUUUUAGACUUACUUAAGAAGUAUGACAAUACCAUUAAUAAUAAACUUGUUUCUCCU